Molecule: messenger RNA, 2367 nt
Organism: Neoarthrinium moseri
Lineage: Eukaryota; Fungi; Ascomycota; Sordariomycetes; Amphisphaeriales; Apiosporaceae
Exons: 5
Coding region: 1-2367 (788 amino acids)
Biological process (GO): DNA-templated transcription; positive regulation of transcription from RNA polymerase II promoter by galactose
Cellular component (GO): nucleus
Molecular function (GO): RNA polymerase II cis-regulatory region sequence-specific DNA binding; DNA-binding transcription factor activity, RNA polymerase II-specific; zinc ion binding
Source: RefSeq, a predicted model, not a curated record
AUGCUUUUCGCCAGGGACGCGGUGUUGGCCAGCCUGGCUCGACAGCCAGAAGCUAGCUACCUGAAGGUGGCACUCUUUUGGGGGAGGAUCUUGCCAGUUGGGGCAUGGUCGGCACUCAAUUGCACGCUAUGUAGCCGGAGAACCCCCAAGUUUCAGCGGGUUCAAAUCACGCCUUUUUCCCGCGAUGAGACUGUUUCGAGUGUCUUCAGAGUCAAACCACAAAUCAAAGGGCCCGUAGAUGGAUACGAAUAUAUCAAGUGGGAACCGAGGCUCGCACUUAGCGUCAAGCGUGGAUACGGUGUCCCAUCGCCGGCGGAAAUCAGGGAUACAGACGGACAAUGGUCCACCGACGCGCGCGAAGAGAGCCAAAUACGCGGCUGCUGCUUGCGACCAAUGCAAACGACGCAAAUUGAAAUGCAUCAAGGAUUCGGGUCGCGUGUCGGAAGAUUGGAGAGGGAUGUGGCCGAUCUGCGACAACAAGUAGCACGGCUUGCCGGUCUGGUAUCACAGGAUCAAAGGCCCUCAUUGCUAAAUGUAGCUGCAGAAAGCGGCAUAACACCUGAUCGAGCCUCCAUGGGCUCACACGAACAGGUGUCGAUCGUGUCGAAUGGCCUGAAAGAUCGAAAAGAGCCCCAAUUUCUCGGAACUACGCGACCAGCAUUCGGUCUGAGCGUAGCCAAAGCAACACUCUCGGCCAUACACGAUGUUUCGGACGCUGGUAGCUCAGAUAGAGCGAGCUCGCCUGAGGCUUUCCCACAGGAUCAAAUCGACCCAAGCCCGUCUACUCAAGAUCCCCUGCUGCGGAUACCUCUACCCACCGUGCUUCGACUUCUAGAUGUGUUCCAAGAUGAGAUCGAAUCAAUGUAUCCCAUCAUCGAUACUUCAGAUCUGCGUGCCCGAGCACCCGCUAUGAUUCGGCGAUUCAAGGAAGAGGUUACGAUGAAGUUCGACGGGAGACCUUCGCAGAAGGACAUUCACUUGGUGAAAGUUAUUCUUGCGACGGCUUUAGUGCUAGAAAACCGUGGGAAGAGCGAUAUUGGAAGCCAACUUCUCAGUUCUUUCGAAGACGACGCGCUUCGCAUUACCUCACCUUCAGAUGUCGACCUACAAGAAGCUCAAAUAUUCGCAAUCAUGAGUAUAUAUCAUUUUCAAUGCGAUGAGGAGUUACUUGCAUAUCGAAGCAUCGGUAUAGCAGGCCGUAUGGUUCUCGAAAUGGGACUACAUCGUCGACGCAGUCUUCAGGAGAACUAUACGGGCCCUGAGCAAAGAUCUCAAGCCAUUCACUUGUUUUGGUGCAUCUAUGUUCUCGAUAGGAGGUGGAGUUUCGGGACUGGUCUGUCCUUUGUCCUAGUCGAUCGUGAUAUGGAUCCCUAUCUUCCAGAACCACCACUUGAUUACCCCUACUUCCGAUGCCUCGUGGCUUAUGGGAAGUUAUGUUCGAAAGUAUGGGAGGCGAUACCACAAUACGGUUCUCCAAGUGAUACCAUGUCGCCAGACACUGAGGCUUCGCUGGAGACCAUGAUCAACACCUGGUUUUCCAGUAUACCCGAAGGCUUUCGUUGUGACGAUUCGGGAGCAUCAUCGUAUCUGUCGAGCUCUUAUUCACAGAGUCAGCUCCUGACCAUGCGGACACUGCUCUAUCUACGGGGGAACUACAUUCGAUGUUUGAUACACCGCCACCAUGUUCUCUCUACUGCAUCAAUAACCAAAGAUGUUACGGAUGCCCUCUUGGUGGUAAAGGUAUCGCAAGACUCGGUCAGGGCUAUAGUCAACCUGCACAGCAGCAGCGACAUAUACGCACGGCAACAAGUCGCUUACAAUUUCUUCUUGAUCAAUGCGAUCUCAAUCAUGCUUCUCGCUGUGUGCCAUGCACCUUCUCAAUUUGCCAACACCUGUCGCCGAGACUUCUUCGCUGCCAUUGAUCUCGUCAGGGGAUUCUCUCGUCUGAGUCUCCAGGGACGCAGGUUGUGGAGCAGUCUUCGCGGCUUAGUUUCACGGCUCAAGACGUUAGGCAUCAUGAAUGACGGAUCGCAGCCAUCAACAGGACACCAAUCACCGAGCAGGGCAACCGUCGCCACUCAUCCUGCCGUUCCUCAACAAGUAAGGAGUGCUCAGGACAUCUAUCAUAUGGGAAGCUGGCCAGUCGCUGGGAUCGGCAACACUUUUGACACAGCGGUACCUGAUAUGAACCGCAUGGGAGAUGAUCUCAUUGGCGUGUUUGAUACAUUUGGGCGCGGAUACAUGGACAUCGCAAACUCCAACGAACACGAAGAUCCAUUAACGUCCAGCUUACACAACCAGAGUGCUUCUUAUCUCCCAAAUGGAAGCGCGGAUGACUUUUCACAGUACUUUAUGGACAUGCUGUAA